Messenger RNA from Adineta steineri, 543 nucleotides. Lineage: Eukaryota; Metazoa; Rotifera; Eurotatoria; Adinetida; Adinetidae. The record is from the annotation of a GenBank genome assembly.
AUGUCAUCAAAUCAAAAUCAACAAGCUGAUCAACAAUGGAACAACCAGCAACAACAACAACAAGGAAAGAAUUGUCAAAAUGCUAACUGUCAACAAAACGAAGAAUGUUGUCAAGGUGGUAUUAAUCAACAACGACAACAAGAUCGUCAAGAUCUAAGUCGCCAACAAAGCCAACAGAAUAACCAAGGUUUAAAUGCACAACGACAACAACAACAAAAUCAACAAGGUGGUCAACAACUAAACAACCAGCAACAACAAGAUCCUCAAGAUCUAAAUCGUCAACAAAAUAACCAAGAUUUAAAUGUCCAACGACAACAACAACAAAAUCAACAAGCUGGUCAACAAAUAAACAACCAGCAACAACAAAAUCAAAAACAACAACAACAAGAUCGUCUUGGUUAUGACGCUCAACAAAAUCAACAAAAUUUGAAUGCCCAACGACAACAACAACAAGGUCAACAAAGUAAUUGUGCUCAACAAUUUAAACAAGCUGGUCAAAUUGGAAAUGCGCAACAACAACAACAACCUCGCCUCAUUCAUUAA